This is a messenger RNA of Naumovozyma dairenensis CBS 421, 1965 nucleotides long. RefSeq names its product Hsp70 family ATPase SSC1 (gene SSC1). Gene Ontology annotation, biological process: cellular response to unfolded protein; protein refolding. Bases 1 to 1965 code for a protein of 654 amino acids. Lineage: Eukaryota; Fungi; Ascomycota; Saccharomycetes; Saccharomycetales; Saccharomycetaceae. The transcript has a single exon. Gene Ontology annotation, molecular function: ATP-dependent protein folding chaperone; ATP binding; heat shock protein binding. The record is from RefSeq and is a predicted model, not a curated record. Gene Ontology annotation, cellular component: mitochondrion; cytoplasm.
AUGUUAGCAGCCAAGAACAUCAUGAACAAAUCCGCAUUCGGAUCUUCAUUCCGUCUAGCAGCUACCCGUUUACAAUCCACAAAAGUUCAAGGUCAGGUCAUCGGUAUCGAUCUUGGUACUACCAACUCAGCAGUCGCAAUAAUGGAAGGUAAGAUUCCAAAAAUUAUUGAGAAUGCUGAAGGUGCAAGAACAACACCAUCCGUUGUUGCCUUCACUAAAGAAGGUGAAAGAUUAGUUGGUAUCCCAGCUAAACGUCAAGCUGUCGUCAAUCCUGAAAACACUUUGUUCGCCACAAAACGUUUGAUCGGUCGUCGUUUUGAAGACGCUGAAGUACAAAGAGAUAUUAAACAAGUCCCAUAUAAGAUUAUUAAACAUAGUAACGGAGAUGCUUGGGUGGAAGCUAGAGGUCAAACUUAUUCUCCUGCUCAAAUUGGUGGGUUUGUCUUGAAUAAGAUGAAGGAAACCGCUGAAGCUUAUUUGGGUAAAGCGGUUAAGAAUGCAGUCGUUACUGUUCCUGCUUAUUUCAAUGAUUCUCAAAGACAAGCUACUAAGGAUGCUGGUCAAAUUGUUGGUUUAAACGUUUUACGUGUCGUUAAUGAACCAACUGCAGCAGCUCUAGCUUAUGGUUUGGAAAAAUCAGAUUCUAAAGUCAUUGCAGUUUUCGAUUUGGGUGGUGGUACUUUCGAUAUUUCUAUCUUAGAUAUCGAUAACGGUGUCUUUGAAGUUAAAUCUACUAAUGGUGAUACACAUUUAGGUGGUGAAGAUUUCGAUAUUUAUUUAUUGAGAGAAAUUGUCUCUCGUUUCAAAUCUGAAUCAGGUAUCGAUUUAGAAAAUGACCGUAUGGCUAUUCAAAGAAUUAGAGAAGCUGCUGAAAAGGCUAAGAUUGAAUUGUCUUCUACUGUCUCCACUGAAAUUAACUUGCCAUUUAUUACUGCUGACGCUUCUGGUCCAAAACAUAUUAACAUGAAAUUCAGUAGAGCUCAAUUUGAAACUUUAACAGAACCAUUAAUUAAGAGAACCAUUGAUCCAGUUAAGAAGGCUUUGAAAGAUGCUAAUUUAGCUACUUCUGAUAUUUCUGAUGUUUUAUUAGUCGGUGGUAUGUCAAGAAUGCCAAAGGUUGUCGAAACUGUUAAACAAUUAUUCGGUAAGGAAGCCUCUAAAGCAGUUAACCCAGAUGAAGCUGUCGCCAUUGGUGCCGCCAUUCAAGGUGCUGUCUUAUCAGGUGAAGUCACUGAUGUCUUAUUAUUAGACGUUACUCCAUUAUCCUUAGGUAUUGAAACUUUAGGUGGUGUUUUCACAAGAUUGAUCCCAAGAAAUACUACCAUUCCAACAAAGAAAUCUCAAAUCUUCUCUACCGCUGCAGCUGGUCAAACUUCUGUGGAAAUUAGAGUUUUCCAAGGUGAAAGAGAAUUAGUCAGAGAUAACAAAUUGAUCGGUAAUUUCAAUUUGGCUGGUAUCCCACCUGCACCAAAGGGUGUCCCACAAAUCGAAGUCACUUUCGAUAUUGAUGCUGAUGGUAUCAUUAACGUCUCCGCAAGAGAUAAAGCUUCCAACAAGGAUGCUUCCAUCACUGUUGCUGGUUCCUCUGGUUUAUCUGAAUCUGAAAUUGAGCAAAUGGUUAGCGAUGCUGAAAAAUUCAAGACUCAAGAUGAAGCAAGAAAACAAUCCAUUGAAACUGCUAACAAGGCCGAUCAAUUAGCAAACGACACUGAAAACUCUUUGAAAGAAUUCGAAGGUAAACUAGAUAAAGCUGAAGUUCAAAAGGUUAAAGAUCAAAUCGCCUCAUUGAAGGAAAUCAUUGCUAGAGUUCAAGGUGGUGAAGAAAUUAAUGCUGAAGAAUUAAAGACAAAGACUGAAGAAUUACAAACUUCUUCUAUGAAAUUAUUCGAACAAAUGUACAAGAACAGUUCUGAUAACAGCAACAAUAGUAACAACGAUGCUCAAUCUGGUGAAACUAAGCAAUAG